Perkinsus marinus ATCC 50983 is the source of this 581-nucleotide messenger RNA. Its product is annotated as 26s protease regulatory subunit 6a, putative. The record is from RefSeq and is a predicted model, not a curated record. The transcript has 5 exons. The annotation marks the transcript as partial. Lineage: Eukaryota; Perkinsozoa; Perkinsida; Perkinsidae.
AUGAGUUCGCCCGAAGAGCAGCCCCUUCUAGCCCCGUCCACAGGCAACAACAUUGUUAACCCUGAGUCAGUAAAUCAACAACAACAAGAAGAGGAGGAAGAGGAUGCAGAGAUGAAGGCCCUUAUGGAGGACUUGAAGAAUAUGAGUACUGAGGGGAUCCAGCAAAGGGCCCGGCUUAUCCAGAAUGACAUACGAGUUUACAAGUCAGAGGUUCAACGCUUGACACAUGAACUCAACUCUAUUAAAGAGAAGAUGAAGGAUAAUCAGGAGAAAAUAAACCUCAAUCGGCAAUUACCCCAUUUGGUUGGUAGUGUUGCAGAGAUCCUGCCUGCAGAUGAGGAUGAGGCCGAUCUUCCCGAAGCAGGAUCUGCAAUAAGCACACUACAACGAAAAGAAAAGAAGGAGAAGAAAUCUAUGGUAGUUAAGACGACCACUCGUCAAACUAUCUACCUACCCAUCAUUGGCCUUGUCCCUGUGGAUGAGUUAAAGCCUAAUGAUUUAGUAGGCCUCAAUAAAGACUCAUAUCUCGUCCUCGAUAAGUUGCCUCAAGACUUUGACUCGAGAGUUAAAGCAAUGGAGGU